Molecule: messenger RNA, 354 nt
Organism: Drosophila mauritiana
Lineage: Eukaryota; Metazoa; Arthropoda; Insecta; Diptera; Drosophilidae
Exons: 3
Coding region: 26-331 (101 amino acids)
Source: RefSeq, a predicted model, not a curated record
UAGCGAAAGGUUUAAGUCUUCCAGAAUGAACGCAGUUGGCAUUUUCGUAAUAUUUCUGGCGUUUUCCCUUGGUGCGAAUAUUCCUCCAAAACCAUGCCCAGUGGAAACAAAUUGCGGUGAGGUGAAUGAGACAAGUUCCAUUUGCGGAUUGGAUGAGGAAAUGGGUUGUAUACGAAAAUUUCCAACCAAGUGUCAUUUGGAUACAGCAUUUUGCGUUGAAGGGAAAAAUUUCACCGACUUUAAUGAGGAAUAUUGCUCAAUGGAAUCGUAUCUCUGUGAAAUUUCACCCACAUACGAACGCUGGACCAUUUUCUUCGGGAAUGAGAAUUAAUUAUAAUUGAAAGUGCUAAAAGU